Messenger RNA from Cyclopterus lumpus (lumpfish), 1088 nucleotides. RefSeq lists its product as uncharacterized. Gene Ontology annotation, molecular function: phosphatidylinositol phosphate binding; retromer complex binding; actin filament binding. Bases 179 to 1033 code for a protein of 284 amino acids. Lineage: Eukaryota; Metazoa; Chordata; Actinopteri; Perciformes; Cyclopteridae. Gene Ontology annotation, cellular component: early endosome; WASH complex. Gene Ontology annotation, biological process: skeletal muscle contraction; retrograde transport, endosome to Golgi; protein localization to endosome. The record is from RefSeq and is a predicted model, not a curated record. The transcript is spliced from 6 exons.
CUCGUGCAUGAGCCUCAUUUGGCUCCAGAUAUAAACACAGAGCUGCUCUCUGUCUGCGCUGCGCUCCUCGGUCUCCUCUCAAGCAGAAGGCAGUUUGCUCCAACAGGUCGAAAAACAGCCACAACAAUAACAACAACAAAAAGAAGCAGAAGGGGACGAUCUCUGGCAUUUCCCCAGGAUGGAGGAUUCUCCAUCCAAGCCAUCUGUGGCUGAGCUGACUGGAAGGUUCAAAGGUCACAUUCUACCAAUGCCCACCUCAAAUGACGAGUUGCCAUUUCGAAGAAGACAUCCAUGUUCCCUAAAGUUGCAGAACCAAAAAGAUGAUAAUGAAUCGGAUAAAACCAUCGUCUCACCAAAUCCCUUUAAAAUCAAGAUGAAGAACUCUCCCAUCAUUGAGAAACUCCAGGCCAAUCUCACCCUGUCGCCCACUGCUCUGCUGCCUUCACCCAACAAGAGUCCUGAGGUGACGCUUCAGCCAGCACCGCUGUCCCCGACCACACCCUGCAGCCCGCAGAGCCCCCUGAGCCCUACCCUGCGACCCUCGCAUCUGUCCGGUGAAGAGGAGGUGGCUGUCAGCUUCGACGGCCCUCCUGAAGGCGCCCCGCUGCUGAGCAUCAACAAGACUCGUGCACGGCUAUCAUUCAAAAGGCGCCCGCCCACAAGACAGCACAGGAGGUCUGCUGGAGAGGAGGAGGGAGCUUUCAGGAGUACUCUGUCCCUGUGUGAACUGUACAGCACAAAAGAUAAUGGGGACACGGAUCAGGUUUUGGAAUACGGACAGCCAGCAAGUCUGAAAGAAGCUGAGGAGAAGGACAGAGACUGUGAAAACGAGGAUGGGGUAGCUGAAUGUGACCACAGGGAGGUUCCGGGGGUGGAGCAGGAAGCAGAACAAGCCCAGAACUUGGAGGCUUUGGAGGAGCAACAGCAGCUUUUAGCGCACUGCCCUGCCAAGCCAAUAGAGGGCAAUGUUAAGACAAAGGGGACGGAGGAGAUGCCCCUAGAAGAGCACCAAAGAGGAAAUAACAUGGCGUGAACUGUGAAUGUUUACUUUAAGUGUGUGUGUGUGUGUGUGUGUGUGUGUGUGUGUG